This is a messenger RNA of Drosophila sechellia, 2121 nucleotides long. RefSeq names its product ectodermal (gene ect). Lineage: Eukaryota; Metazoa; Arthropoda; Insecta; Diptera; Drosophilidae. The record is from RefSeq and is a predicted model, not a curated record. The transcript has 8 exons. Bases 190 to 1956 code for a protein of 588 amino acids.
UCAGUUGCAGACGGUCAGUCGAGCGAGACAGUUGUGUGCGCGGCGGUGUUGGAAAACCGAACUCGAAUUCGAACCACUGAAGAGCCAGCCAAGCUCAGACCAGAAUCCACCAUCGACUCGAAUCGAAUUGAAACGAAUCGAAUCGAAUCGCCACAAAAAUAAGAAACCAACACAAACAGAUCUGACAACAUGAAGUUCGUGAUUUUGCUGUGCGUGCUGAGCGCGUUGCUGCUGCAAAUUGAGGCGUCGCCCCUCCAGCGGCUUUCGAGGAGCGAGAGGGCUGUUUCCCGCCAGCAGACGGUCAACAAUGAGGUGGCUCCGGCGGUAGCUCCUGCCAGCGAUGACGACGAUGAUGAUGAUGAGGACGAUGAUGAUGAGCCUGAUCUAGGAGAUCUGAUCGAUGACGAUGAUGUUCUUUUGAUUUCGGGACUUUCAGAUGAUGAUGAGGAGGAGGACGAUGACGAGGACGAGGAGGAUGAUACGCCCCAGGGUCAGGCAGCUCCAGCGGCCACUGCCAGCGAUGAUGACGAAGAGGAGGACGAUGAUGAUGACGAUUAUCUGGACAGGCUGUUCGAUGAUAUCCUGGGCGAUGAUGAAGAUGAGGAUGAUGAUGACGAGACGCCCGCUGCAACCGCCCAACAGAGCGCUGUGGCCGCCGCUCCCGCCCAAAAUCUGGAUGAGGUUGCCCCCGCUGCCGCUUCCUCCGUGAGCGCCGGAAUCUCCGAUGGUGUUGAUCUGCCCGCCGAGUCCGGAAAUGCCGCUGAGGUUCUGGCCGCCGGAAAUGCCGCCGAUGAGUCCGUUUCCGCUGCCGUUGCUCCGGCGCAGAACGCUGCCGCCAGCAGCAGCAACAACGAAGGUAUCGCCGGUGACGACGACGAGGAGGCCGACGAUGAUGAUGACGAUGACGACGAUGACAUUAUCGGCGAUGACAUCAUCGAGGCCCGCCGCGAAGCACGUGACCUGAAGAACAACGUCAUCGAUAUGUCCACGGAUGCUUUCCAGGCCCGCCACAACCACUUCAUCGACGCCAUCUUCUCGAGGAUCAAUCGCAUUGUUUCGGAAAACUAUGAUCCCUAUGUGGUCAAUCUAACUGGUCGCUCUGUUUUGCCAAAUGCCGCCAGUGGGUCAAAUGUGAAGGCCGUCAACAAGAAGCAAUCGACGAGCAGUAAGGUCGGAGGGCACAAGAAGCUGAAGAACACGCGCUCGGAGCCCCGUUCCGGCAAUUCGAACCAGGAGGCUCGGGAGGCUGCGGUGAAGCUGCAGGAGCAAUUGACGCAAUUACAGUCGGAGCUGGCCAUCAAAGCCGUGGAGAAGAGACCCAACCCCAUAUCGCCUGCCACCGAGUCCGAGUCCGAUUCCGGAUCACCGAAGGCGGAAACGCGCACCGUUUCGGGCCCAAAAACGGGCCAAAAGAAGUCCUCGAACAAGCAGAACACGAAAAAGGCGUCGGGCCUGAAAUCAGGAAACUACAAUCAGCCAGCGGGGGCCAGCAAGGCGGGAGCCUCCAGCAAUGGGGCGGUGGAAAAGCUGCAGAAGGCCGAGGGCAGGCUCUCCGGACUGGCAUCCUUGAAGCGCGUGGGAAAUGUUAAGGUGAUCAGCGAUGCCGAGGGACGCAACUCGACGAUCAAGGCCAAGUUCACGCUGGGUCCCUUGGUCCUGCGGGUGGAGAAGUCCUUCAAAAAGGGCAGCGUGAGGAGCGUGAAGAGUGCGACCGCCAGGACGAACGAGAUGAUGGGUCGCAUCAAGUUCAGCGUGCUCGAUGAUCGGGCCACCCUGAUGUCCAUCAAGGUGCAGCAGCCCAAGCAGGUGGAGGUGGAGAGCAAGGACAAUCACGACCGCACCCGCGAAUUUGUGUGGCGACGCACGCCCAAAAUUGCCAAAUUGGUCAACGAGAAGCUCAAAUUGGCAGCCGAAUCCUUGUUUGCCCCCCAGGGCGUCGAGGUUGUCAGGCUCUGAGUGAUAAAAAGUAAGGGGUCCUGCAGGAUAACAGCCAUUUCUCACUGCUCUGCUCAGCUGUAGUCUACGCCUAAUUGUAAUGCCUAAUUUAUUUAUUUAUUUAACUUAUUUACCCAUCUAUUUAUCAACCCAUCUAUCGAUAAUAAAUCAAUUCUGACCAUGCAA